Molecule: messenger RNA, 1881 nt
Organism: Nicrophorus vespilloides
Lineage: Eukaryota; Metazoa; Arthropoda; Insecta; Coleoptera; Silphidae
Product: BRISC and BRCA1-A complex member 1-like
Exons: 2
Coding region: 92-985 (297 amino acids)
Biological process (GO): protein K63-linked deubiquitination; mitotic G2 DNA damage checkpoint signaling; double-strand break repair
Cellular component (GO): BRISC complex; BRCA1-A complex; nuclear body
Source: RefSeq, a predicted model, not a curated record
UAACAUAUAGACAACCAAAUAUACAUCUGCGUAUGAAUUUAGACUAUGUUAAUUAGAAAAUAACCUGUAUUUACAGUAAUUGCAAGCCAUAAUGUCCGACAGUAAAGAGGAGAACAAAGAGAAAAUGAAGAGGGCAAAUCAGAGCGACGAAUACAAAGUUGAGUCCACUACAGAGGAGUUUGAUAACAAAGAUGAUAUUGAGCAGAUUAUAGUUAGUGACUCUGACUCCCCGAGACAGAUAGACAGCACCACAAAAGAGGAAGAGCCAGAGGAUUAUGUGAUUCCUAAAAAGGUGUUGCCCUGUCACAAUGUACCAGAGAGAAUUAUAAUUGUCUAUGAUCGGGCUGAGGAUGAGGUGAGCACAAAAUUUGAGCUUGGUGCACAGUCAUUCACACCAGCAGAUAUGAUCAAGAGAAGUUUGGAGUUCUUCCUGCACAACAAGAGUAGCAUAGAUAACAGACAUCAGUUUGCUCUUGUUGUGCUGAAUGAGAACAGUGUGGUCUGGGUUAAAGAUUUCACACAUGAUGUUAAAUCAAUCAUAACAACACUGCAAGAUACACCCAAUUGCCACACUGAGGACGUUCUAGUACUUGACAAAUUGUUUGAUCUGGUGAAUUCGAAGAGCGAGCUGAGGAAGCUGGAUACCGGGAAUCUGGAUGUGCCUCCGAAGUACGUUGUUAGGAUUUUGUUCGUUUACGGUAGAUCGUUCACGAUGCCGCAAAUCAAGAAUCAGGACUUGAGGAAAGGAAUCGUGGAGAAUCCGUUCUUCACCUUCGACGUGAUCAUGACGCACGAGAAGCCGAACACCGAUAACAACGCUGAGAGAAUUUCCAAGUUCCUUCAGAACGUCGACACCAAAGGCUUUGCGUAUUUCUUUCCUGUCGCCAGGAACGCGAAGGACUUGCAUAUCGCAAUGGCCAAACUGUUAGGGCAUCCGCUUCAGAGACCAUGCCAGAAGGCUGCUAACUACUUCAUAAACACAUAAUUUAACGUUUUAAUUAUUUUUAAGUUAUUAUAUAUCUGUUAUUAUCUUUAUUUUUUAAUAUAUUCAAAAUAUGUUUUGUUCUUAACAAUCGGCGGAGUUCAUUUAUUCUAAUACAAGUGGUGAUGUUGAUUGCAGCAUAAACAUGUCUUUGAUCAGUUACUCAAAUUAUUGGUUUACAUACUAUAAAGCAGUGGUGGUCAAUUUUUGUGUACAUAAGAUCUACUUUUUAUCUUAAGAAUCUGUCGUGAUCGACUUGUCAUAGGCCUAGUCUAAAUGGGGGGAGGUGUGAAAUACAUAUUUAAUAACUUAAUUUGUUUCACUCGUAACCACCCUUGAUGGCAUUGUACCCAAUUGUACCGUCCCAUGUCAGCUUUGUGCAAUAUUUUAUUAGUUUUAGUAUAAUUUUUCAAUUUCAUUGCUAUAUGUUCGCCGUAUAUGUCACAUUCAUCGCGUUGUUCAUCCUGCUUUGAAUCAUCUGAAACAUUUGAUACUCGAUUACUCACUACAUUUGCUUUGUCCCUUACUAAACUUUUAUAGGCAAACCAAUCGUUUUUAUGUUCCUUAUUUAAAUCAGUAAUAUUCAUAAACAUUGCUCACCAUCUGAACUAAGUGAAUCCUCUCCUAAGCUUGUAGAUGUUACAGGCAGUAAGUAUGUCAUUCAAAGGGAUUUCCAUAUUUGUAGCAAUUUCAUUAAAAGCGUUAUUCUUCUCCGUUGAUAUUCCUUGUUCAUCAUUAGGUUUUAUCUUUUUCAAUUUCGGAGAUCCAAGAUCCGUUUUUUGAGACCCACAUCCUUCAGAACUACCUCCAAGUCUUGGAUUAAGAACGUAUCCGAAGUUUCAACUGUCCAUCCUGCUUUGAAUCAUCUGAAACAUUUGAUACUUGAUUACUCACUACAU